Molecule: messenger RNA, 1059 nt
Organism: Penicillium expansum
Lineage: Eukaryota; Fungi; Ascomycota; Eurotiomycetes; Eurotiales; Aspergillaceae
Exons: 3
Coding region: 1-1059 (352 amino acids)
Source: RefSeq, a predicted model, not a curated record
AUGGUCUAUUUUGCCAAGGUCAAUAAGCAACACCAGGUGAUGCGCAAAGGUGUAUCUUUUUAUGCCCAUGCUCUCCAAGAUUUGCAGACCAAACUACUGCGCCAAGAUCAGGCGAUGGGCGACGAUGUCCUCGUGGCCAUCAUUUGCCUGGCUAUCUACGAGUUGAUCGCCCUUACCCAGCCCAGAGCUUGGCUUUCUCAUUAUCAAGGGCUAGCUAGACUGAUGUCGUUAAGAGGGCCCCAUCGACAUCAAUCUGGCAUUGCAUUCGCUAUGAUGCCGACUCUCAGAUCAUGUGUUAUUAUUGGAUAUAUCAUAGAACGAAAACGGUGUUUCCUCGAAGAUCCCGCCUGGAAAACCAUACCGUGGGCUGAGCGAGGUCUUGGUUCAAAAACACCCACAGACUUGCUGCAGGACAUUAUGUGCGAUAUUCCCGGCAUACUGCAGGACCUAAGCGAGGCAGUAUUGUGUCACCCUUGUGACCCCAGCAAAGAAGAGUUUACAUUGGAGUUUAUUCCAAGAGCGCUCUCAACCCUUGAAGCCCUGCAUUCCUGGCGCUGGAAUUGGGAAUCGCAGUUCCCAAACUCGACAUUCAUCACCACACCUAUCGAAUACAUCUCCUCUGAUUCAAUAUCUCUACCUCCAAGUCCAUUCAAAUCCGUCAUCUGGUUCCAACAUCCUCACCGCGGCGUCGAGCUCAUUGUUUAUAAUGCAAUACGUCUCAUUCUCAUGCAAGCUCUUCAGAUAGCAGGCGCUGACCUGGAUAACAUUCAGGUUGAAGACUUCAGUGAUCCACUCCUCCCCAUGCAGGGGAACAGAAAUGACAUAGCAAUUGAGAUAUGUCGGACGGUCGAUUAUCACCUACACUAUUUGAAGAGCACUGGUGCAUUCAUGCUCUUAUUUCCGCUGAACGUCGCGUAUGUACAUCUGGAUCGGAAAUCUACUGAGAUCAGAGGGUGGUUGGAAAGAGUCAUGGCAGACGUCGCUGACUCACAUGGGUUGGAGGUCGGGAGGUCAGAGAAUAUGCUGAGAAAACCCGCUGAUAUGCGUGCUGAGAUUUGA